Molecule: messenger RNA, 1797 nt
Organism: Musca vetustissima
Lineage: Eukaryota; Metazoa; Arthropoda; Insecta; Diptera; Muscidae
Gene: BBS8
Product: tetratricopeptide repeat protein 8
Exons: 5
Biological process (GO): non-motile cilium assembly
Cellular component (GO): ciliary basal body; BBSome; non-motile cilium
Molecular function (GO): protein binding
Source: RefSeq, a predicted model, not a curated record
AUGUCUGAUGUUACCACUCUACUCCAGAGAUCGACGACGGCACCCAGCACCAUUGAGAAAUCAUUGGCUAGCCUGGAAUUGCAAUACUUUAAAGCUGUCUCCCUAUACCGACGUCGAAAUUAUGAAAAAUGUGUUGAGGUGUGCAAUGCAAUGUUGCAAGCAGGUCACGAAAAUAAUGUCCAAAUGUUUCAGACACCACCGGACCAGGAGGAUGGUUGGCAGGAGGAGAAGGAGGAGAACUACAGAAAUAUUUCUGGGGUAUUGCAGCAGCAGACCAAUAACAUCAUCGGCUCAACUGGUGGUGGAGGAGGCGGAGUAGCAGCUUCCUUUAGUUUUAUGCACACGUGGAUGAUGGAAGGCGUUUGGCAAUUAAAAAUGCGCGCACUUACGCAACGCAUCUACAUUGAUGACUUGGAAACAAAUGAUGCCGAUGAUGCUGUCAACGAAGAAGUUGAAUUUGAAAGAAUAGCCACAACAGCACGACCGGGAACAUCGAUAAAAACCGCCUUUAUACCAAGGCCCAGUACAAGUACCCUACGCAGUUCAACAGCAAUGUCAAGAAGAGGCCAGAAAACGGCAGAAAGUGGAAUUACCAAGCGAAGCUUAACAUCCAGCUUAGGCAGUAGGCCAACAUCGGGAAUGGUAAGUUGAAUAUGAAUAGAAAAAUUGAAAUCUCUAAUAAAAUGCUUAUAGGCACGGCCCGGUACUAGUGGCCUAAGUCGUCCAGGUUCUUCAAUGGGUGGUGGUAGACCCGCUUCAAGUUGCGGCACAGCCUCACGAGUGAGAGCAACUUCAGCUGCGGCCUUUACAAUAGGUGAUGCCACAGCUCCACUGUAUCAGGCGUCACGCCUUAAUCCCACAAUCUAUGCAGAACGUAAAGUUCUGGUGAAAGCUCUCUUUCAAUUUCUCUAUUAUCAUGAGGCAGAUGUCCUAAAGGCAUAUUCCCUAUGCGAAGCUGUAAUGGAGGUGCAUAAACAAAAAAGAGGUUCUUCGGCAUCGCUGCGCUCUCUGGCUAACUGUGAUGAAUGGUGGUGGCAACAACAAAUGGGUCGUUGCCUGCUGGCAUUAAAAUAUCCCCGCAAAGCUGAAUCCUAUUUACAACAGUCGCUGACAAAUUUUCAACAUCCUGACACCUAUAUUUUAUUGUCACGACUUUAUCAGCGUUUGGAUCAAUUGGAUCAAGCAAUGGUGUUAAUACAAUCGGCAGUGGAUCGUCAUCCUUUCGAUGUUACAUUUCGCAUUGAACAGGGUCGGCUGUUGGACGCCAUGGCCAAGGUGGAGGAUUCUAUGCAAAUGUAUCGUCUGAUAGCAAAAUUGAAUCCGAUUAACGUUGAGGCAUUGGCAUGCAUUGCUUUGAAUUAUUUCUAUGAUAAUAAUCCGGAAAUGGCGCUGAUGUAUUAUAGACGAAUUUUAUCCCUGGGAGUCCAUUCCUGUGAACUGUACUGUAACAUAGGCCUCUGUUGUUUAUAUGGUGGACAAAUUGAAUUGGUUUUGCCCUGCUUUCAACGGGCCUUACUGACAGCCAAGACCUCCGAACAAAAAGCGGAUAUUUGGUAUAACCUCAGCUUUGUGGCAAUUACCACCGGAGAUUUUAAUUUGGCUAAACGUUGUCUACAACUUUGUCUAACAUCCGACGCAAGAAAUGGAGCAGCCCUCAACAAUCUCUCGGUGUUGGCUGCCUAUACGGGUGAUAUUUUAAAGGCCAAGUCCUAUUUGAAUGCCGCCAAAGAUGUUAUGCCCGAAUCGGAAGAAGUCGAAACAAAUCUCAAAUAUAUGGAUGAACAUUAUAAAUUAUAA